Molecule: messenger RNA, 2580 nt
Organism: Entrophospora sp. SA101
Lineage: Eukaryota; Fungi; Glomeromycota; Glomeromycetes; Entrophosporales; Entrophosporaceae
Source: the annotation of a GenBank genome assembly
UGUGGCCAACCUAUCAACAAAGUUAAUACUAAUCGUCUGUCAUAUCCAGUUACAGCCGCAAAAAAUGAUUCUGAAACAUCAAAUAUUAAUAACGAUCCUUAUUAUAACGGAAUAAAUGCCCAUGCAAGACAAUCAUUACCGUCCCUUCUUUAUAAUCAGCAUCAGGCAUCUUUUUCCACAUCCUCAUUCGCAUCCUACAGCAAUUAUCCCUCAUCUCCAAUAAUUGACUAUUAUAAUAAAAAUGCAAAUUCUUUUGUAGACAAAAAUCAAUUAUUAUAUCAUCAAAAAUAUAAUGCAGAUUCUUUUAAUUCCUUAAAUGAUCCUUUGGGAAGGUCUAAAGGUUGUCCUGUUGUAGCAUUUGGCUUUGGUGGUAAAGUUUUUACAAUGUUUCCACGUACUGUGCAACGAUUUACUGGUACAGAUCAGAAUAUUGCUAUAGCAAAAUUUGCUCCAAGUGAAUUCACCAUACGCACACUCAAACAUUUUAUUUUCACAUCCGAUAUCGAUGAAUUUCCCGGUCCAUUGCUCAUGGAUAAUAAUAAAGGUGGUGUUAAGGCAAAAAAAAAACAACUGAAUAAAUAUCUUGGUGAUAAAAUAAUUUCAUUACAAGAUUCAGUAAUGAAAUUCUCUGGUGAAGAAAUUGAAAAGAAAAAAUUAGAAUCAGGAAAUCAUACUACACACAAUCCAUUUCGUCCAAAUUUUGGACCAGAAUUAGUUCAUCGUAAAUAUUUUUCCCCAUCAAUAAAAGAAUUUGGACAUAUAUUUAGGUCUCAAUUUCACUCUGGUGAUCCAAAAGAGAUAGCAAUUAAUUUUGUUGAAGAAUUGCAUCCGCAUUCUAAUUUUAUAAUAAAGAAUAUUUAUCGAUCGGAGCAUACUAAUGUUACUCAUGUAUAUUUCAAACAAGUCAUAAAUGGUAUAACAGUUACUAAUGGCGAUUUAAAUAUAAACAUCGACAAGCAUGGAUCAAUCAUCAGUACUGGAGAUUCUUUUGCUUUACCUAAGGGGAAUGCUGAACUUUAUAAUAUCAAUUUUGAUCCAAACCCCAUCAUCUCACCCUACGAGGCUCUAACAUCUUUUGCAAGUCUAUUAAACUUGCAAGCACCUGAAUAUGAUGAAUUGACAAUUUCAACUACAAAUUGGUUGAACGACGAACCUACAUUAUUAAUAUCAAAUGUAUCUUUUGCCUUGUCUGAUGUGGUUGUCAAGCAAUCCUAUCUUCAGCUAGAUACUGAUCAUCAACUACAAUUAAUCUGGGAAUUACAGAUUGAAAUGGAAAAUAACUGGUACCAUGCUCAUAUCGAUGCAUAUUAUGGCAAUCUAUUGUCUUUGAUAGAUUGGGUGUCAGAUGCUACUUAUAAUGUAUUCCCAUUAGGCCUAAAUGAUCCUUCCGAGGGAAGUCGAAAAUUAGUAACUGAUCCUAACGAUGUUAUUUCUUCUCCCUAUGGGUGGCAUUCUCAGGGCCCAAGAAAAAAUUUUACUACCACCAUCGGAAAUAAUGUUUAUGCUCACGAAAAUUUCAAUGGUGAAUGGGAUUGGGAUGGUGGCAAUGAUUUAUUAUUUGAUUAUCCACUUAAUUUGUCAAAUACUCCUAAAUCUUAUAUCGAUUCUGCUGUUUCCAAUUUAUUUUAUUUGAAUAAUAUGAUUCAUGAUCUAUUUUAUAGAUAUGGAUUUAAUGAAGUUGCCGGAAAUUUCCAAGAAAAUAAUUAUGGCAAAGGCGGCAAAGAUCAUGAUGCUGUCAUUGCUAAUGCUCAAGAUGGAUCUGGAUACAAUAAUGCAAAUUUUGCCACGCCUCCUGAUGGUCAACAUGGUAAAAUGCGUAUGUAUGUUUGGGAUGUGGUCGAUCCACUUAGAGAUGGUGAUUUAGAAGCCGGUAUCGUUAUUCAUGAAUAUUCUCAUGGUAUAUCAACCAGAUUAACAGGCGGACCAGCAAAUAGUGGUUGUUUAGGAUGGGGCGAAGCCGGUGGUAUGGGUGAAGGUUGGGGUGACUUUUUUGCGACUAUAUUACGUAUGAAAGAAGAAUAUAAUCGUAGCGUAGAAUUUGGAAUGGGUGAAUGGGCAAAUGGUGGUGAGGGUAUUAGGGCUUAUCCUUACUCAACCUCUCUUAAAACCAAUCCUGAAACAUUUGGUUACUUGGACAAACCAGGAUAUUGGGGUGUCCAUGCUAAAGGUGCUGUAUGGGCUGGAAUUUUAUAUGAAGUUUAUUGGAAUCUUGUUGACAAACUUGGGUUCACAUCAUCCUGGUUUCCACCAACAGAUGAAGAAGAUUAUAGUUGGUAUGAUAGAUCGAUAAUUGACGGAUUCAAUACAAAUAAAAUUCCAAAACAUGGAAACACAUUAUUUUUACAAUUAGUGGUUGAUGGUAUGAAACUUCAACCAUGUAGACCAACUUUUAUCAAUGCAAGAGAUGCAAUCUUGCAAGCUGAUGAAAUCUUAACUGGUGGUGAAAAUAAGUGCGAAAUCUGGAAAGGAUUCGCUAAACGUGGUUUGGGUGUCAAGGCUAAACUUGUUGGCGGUCCUGACUGGGGUGGUGUCAGAAAAGAAAAUUUUGAUGUUCCUACUUCUUGUUCUCACAUCUGUUAA